This is a messenger RNA of Eimeria necatrix, 740 nucleotides long. RefSeq lists its product as hypothetical. The transcript has a single exon. The annotation marks the transcript as partial. The record is from RefSeq and is a predicted model, not a curated record. NCBI's taxonomy places the organism in Eukaryota, Apicomplexa, Conoidasida, Eucoccidiorida, Eimeriidae.
CAGCCGCACAGGUGCUGCUGUCAGCUGGCAGCAAACGCGAGUCCGCCCCAAAGAUACUUCCGUCUGCAGCAGCAGCAGCAGCAGCAGCAGCAGCAGCAGCAGCAAAUGCAGCAGCGGCAGCAGCGAAAGCACCCGCUGUGGGCAGCAGCAGCGAUCAGGGAGGCAAAUCAGGCAAGAUCCGGAGAAGUGCGGGAAGCAGCAGCAGCAGCAGCAGCAGCAGCACCCGCAGCAGCAGCACCAACACCAACAGCAGCAGCAAGCUAGCAACAAAGGCAGCAGUUGAGCCAGCAGCAGCAGCAGCUGCUGCUGCUGCUGCGCCAAGCGCGCAGAAAAUAUUCCAGCAGGCAGCAGAGGAAGUCCUCAGGAGCAAACAGCAGCAGCAGCAGCAGCAGCAGGUGCAGCAGCAGAAGCAGCAGCGGCAGAAACAGCAGCAAGGCGGCCGCAGCCGCUGUAGCGACAGCAGCAGCACCCCCCUCCAGCCAUCUCCCCCUGCAGCAGCAGGAGCAGCAGCAGCAGGAGCAGCAGCAGGAGCAGCAGCAGAAGCAGCAGCAGCAGGAGCAUCAGCAGCAGGAGCAGCAGCAGCAGGAGCAGCACCAGCAGCAGAAGCAGCAGGAGAAGCAGCAGCACAAGCAGCAGCAGCACAAGCAGCAGCAGCAGCAGCAGCAGUAGCAGAAGCAGCAGCAGCAGCAGCAGCAGCAGCAGCAGCAGCAGCAGGCCCACGCUGCCAAUGGCUUCAUUGA